Molecule: messenger RNA, 5337 nt
Organism: Aethina tumida (small hive beetle)
Lineage: Eukaryota; Metazoa; Arthropoda; Insecta; Coleoptera; Nitidulidae
Product: AP2-associated protein kinase 1
Exons: 10
Coding region: 187-3834 (1215 amino acids)
Biological process (GO): protein phosphorylation
Molecular function (GO): ATP binding; protein kinase activity
Source: RefSeq, a predicted model, not a curated record
UGUCAUGUUUCUGUCAAAUUCUGAUUAGACGUCACUAAUAUGCGGAAAAAUAUUAAAUUAAUUAAAGAAACUUAAUUUAUAAAAAAAUUUAAAAGUGCAUCCAUGCAAAAGUGAGCCCGAAUAUUUGUUCAAAACGACGGACAAACACUAAAUGUACGGCGAAACAUUUAUCAGUUAGCGACCACAAUGAAAAAACUGUUUUCAAAAAUCGAAACCAAAAUCGACAAUACUUCGUCAAGAGAGGUGAAUAAUUUCGUGGGUAAAGUGUUUACGGUGGGCCGACACACGGUGACAGUGGAAGAUGUACUUGCUGAAGGCGGAUUUGCGAUCGUCUACCUCGUCAAAUCUAACAACGGGUCUCGAUAUGCACUUAAAAGAAUGUAUGUCAACAAUGAGCAGGACCUCAAUGUGGCCAAGCGAGAAAUUCAAAUUGCUAGUAGUUUGAGUGGACACAAGAACAUAAUCGGUUACGUUGACUCUAGUUUGACGCCAACUGGGGGUGGCGUUUACGAGGUGCUUCUUCUGAUGCCCUACUGCCAGGAGAACGUUUUAGGUUUGAUGCGGACACGGGGCAAGGCCACGUUCACCGAACACGAGGUCCUCCAGAUAUUCUGUGAUACGUGCGAAGCAGUCUCACGACUGCACCACUGCAAAACGCCGAUCAUCCACCGCGAUCUUAAGGUGGAAAAUAUAUUGGUGGCCGAAAACGGUAACUAUGUGAUUUGCGAUUUUGGUUCGGCGACUGCACGGAUUUUAAAUCCAAGCGAGAAAGGCGUGGCUCAAGUGGAGGAGGAGAUUAAGAGAUACACGACUCUAAGUUAUCGGUCACCGGAAAUGGUCGAUCUCUAUUCGGGAAAAGUCAUCACCACUAAAGCGGAUAUUUGGGCUUUGGGUUGUUUGUUGUAUAAGUUGUGUUUUUUUACGUUACCUUUUGGAGAGAGCACUUUGGCCAUACAGAGUGGAAACUUUAGCAUUCCAGACAGUUCCAGAUAUUCCAGGGGACUGCAUCAAUUGAUUAGAUUUAUGUUGGAACCGGAUCCGGAAAAGAGGCCGGAUAUUUACCAAGUCAGUACGAUCGCUUUCCAAUUAUUAGGGAAACAAAACCCCGUCAAAAAUCUAAUGAAAUCCUUAACGCCGACGUUGGAGGAACUAACCACGCCGCCGUUCGAAUCCGAAUUGAAAAAGACACAGGUGAAGGUGGUGAACAAGGUGGUGUCGGCUCCUCUGGUCGAGGGUACAAGUGUGAUGCCCCGCCAAAGGCCAAAAGGCAGUUCGUCCGCCCCCCUCAACCUGAACACUAUCCCAUUGAACAUUUGUCCAAGUCCCACGUCGACCAAGAAACUUUCCUCUCAGAGCCCAUCCCAACUAUACCAACCAGGUACAACCACAACAACGGUAACAACAACAACUACCACAACACCAGCCUCAUACAUUCCCCAAUUCACACCGCCACCCGUUCAGUCCCAACAGCAGAAACACCAUCUCGACUCCCUGUUCCAGUCUUCCAUUUAUCCGGAUCCGUUCAGAGACGAGGGCGGAACCGUUUCGCCGUCGACUAAGGUGGCAGAGGUCGACGACGUGACUCUUGUGUCGCCCCACUCCCCCGACAACCCGCUGUUGGGAUCGGGCGGCGGUGCUGGUGUAUGUCGCAGCCAACACCAGACCACCAAGCCGUCCGUCACCGAGUCUACGCACAUGAUUUCCGGAACGGCCACGCCCCCCACCACACCCACUCUCUCCGUUCCCAAGGGACAUCGCAGAAACAUGAGUGACACCACUGCUUUUAAUAAGGCUUACGCCACCGAAACAUCCCAAUUCCUGGCCCCGUUCGAGUCGUCGAUUAAACCGCGAGGCGGCGGCACCGACGACUCCCCGUCGUCCGGUGGAUCGCCGGCCGACAGCGGGCGACCGAUGGUGCCCAUGGGAUCGUCCGCGUCCACCACGGACGUGAGCCGGCCGAUGAAUGCCGACGGGCGUUCUUUGUCGGCCGACGUCGCCGAUUGGAACCCGUUCGAGGAGCCGCCUUUCGGCCAGAUGACCGAAGAUCACAUAUUCGGCGCCGAAUUCGACAAAAUCAGGCGUGGCAGCCAGAGUAGUAUUCAAGGGGUGAAAUCGAGGGAGAGUCUGGUGAUGUCGGUGACGGAAGAUCCGUUCGGUUGUGCCCCGUUCAGUCUUCCAGUCAGAUCGCGCGAUCGGGCCAACAAAAGCGGCCUUCCAUCUUCAGCGACUCCGAUUUACAAACAAAAAGCAAUACCCGUUGAACCACUAAUCGAAGAGGAAGUGCCGUUUUCGGAAGGCGACGUGCCCUUGAUAAACGACUGUGAAACGAAUAUACCGGCCUCCUCGCCGCCGUACGUCAAAGCGCCCCUCGAAGACCGAUCCAAGUACGAAAAACUGAUGCAAAGCGCUUACGUAACGACCGAUUCCAGUUCGGACGACGAGCAACAGCUCGAAUCAUCGACCAAAGUGUACGACAAGUCAAAGAAGAAACGGAAAAUGAACCUGCCAGAAAAGUUGCAUUCGGUGUACAAGAACGUGGAGCCGAUAGUGAAGACGUUCAAGGAUCAAAGAACGGCCAGGAAGGACAACAAGAGGAAGAAAGGGAAGAGGGAAACGGACGAUGUUGACGUGGAGUCGGACGAUUCGAUUGGUUCGGCGAGCGACUUGCGUGUCGAUGACGAAGACGCACGGGAAAUCAAGAAGGACGAUGCGAUCAGCGAGACGGUGAGCGAGAGCAUCAAAACGUGCGGCUCGUCCGCCUAUCACGCAGAGUGUGAGAGUCUGGCAACGCACGAGGACGAUUACACUAGUCGCAAGAUACGCGCCUUGAAACGUGACGAGGAGAAAAAGGCGGCGACCGUCGCGUCCGAAGACAUGUUGUUCGUCGGUCACCAGUACGGCGAGAAGCCGCUGUUGAUGGACGACGAGUUGGACUCGGAUUGCGAGGGCAAGUUGUUCCAAACGGAUUGGCCUGAAGAGGACAGCGUAAACAAGGAGAUGUGGAUGAUCAAACCUGCUACCAGUUUCGACAAUAACGAUAACGACAGCGAUGUUUUCGCAUUGGCACCGUUUUCUAAAUCGAAACCUAAGAGUAAAACGGUUUUUUCGCCGGACACAUCGACGACCGCAAGCACAGCCGAAACGGUCAUCGAACACACGACCGUCGUUCCUACCGAUUAUUCAAGGAAGAAUAGCGUUACUAGCAAUCCCUUUUUGAGCGUCGACUUUCCGGCGACUAGUCCGGGCGACACCUUCGGCAAAAUCACCGUCAGCUCCAAUUACAUAAACAUCGAACUGCCCAACAACGACUUUCGAGUGUCGCAGCACUUUGAAUCCGAUUUCGAUCCCUCAAUUGUACCAGAGGAACAAGUCAUUUACGAAAACGUCCCGAUUCCUGAAACACCCGCCACACCCCACCAAACAAGCCAUUUCGAAUAUGUACCCCAGAACCAAUUCGAGUUGGUUUUUGGGGAUGAUGCGAUAAUGCCACGAUCAGAAAGCCAGGAGAUAGCGUACAACAAACACAAGAAGGACAAGAAGAAGGAUGCGAAAUCCAAGUAUCGAUUGAUCGAUGAGAGCAUCUCCGACGACAGUCCCAGUUAUUCGGGCAAAUCCAAAGGGGUGGCGACUCAUAAAAAGGCCGCGGGCAAAUCGAAGAAACCGAAGCACAAGUCGGAGGGUGGCGGCUUCAGUAAUAUGAGCUUCGAGGAUUUUCCGUCGGACGACCAAAACGUAGAUGUCGAUCGUUCGAUUAUGCCUUUCGAGGUGAUUCGAACGCCCGAGCAGGAGGAACGGAAGUACGUGCCUAAAAGAUUGGGCAAUCCGUUUUCCUGAGGUAUACAGAAAAACAAAAUUGUUUACGACAAUAUUUAAUUAACGUCGUCGAUUUAUCCUGGAUGUGAACUUCUUUUCAGUAUUAUAUUGUUUUCAUUCAUCCGGAACUAAAUUAUACAUCGUAGUAUUGUUAGUGUUAUUACCACAUUUACGAUGCGAUGUUUUUAUUGUGAUUUAUGCAGCAAAUUAUUUAUUAAUAGGUAGCAAAUCGACAGAAUUUUUGGCAACUCAUUCCACAAAUCAAUACUAAAACUAUUCAGACUGACCUAAUGAAAGUUUUAUAUACCCAACAAUAUUUUAGAUUAGCUUAAUACCCUUUUGGUAAAAAUUUUUCUUGAAUGCAAACGUGUAGUGAUGCCUUAAAAAUAUAUAAAGUAAAUUGGUUAAUGGAAGACGAUUGUGAUUUUUAGUGAUAAACUUAUCAAAAAGUGGUUUUUAUAAUAGAGAAUGUUAUCCUACAAAAAAAAAAACAGUGUCAAAUUAUAGUAUUUAACGUGUGCUAUUGAAAUUGUCGCAUUAGAUUUUUGGGGUAAUAUUUUUCAUAUAUACCUACACCAUGUUGUUGAAACAGUCUUACAAAGUUGUUAUGUUUAUUUGUUACUUAACAUUUAAUUGUGCAAUUUAUCGAUGUUAUCUUGUUUUAUCUAAUUAUAGAUGCAAGUCUCGAAUUAUUUUUUUCUUGAUAGGAGACGCGAAUUGUUGUUACACUCGUUUCUGGUACUGUAUGUAAUUGAUUGAUUUUUAAAAUAUUUAUUGAUAUGAAGGCUGAAACUUUAGAUAGAUAGGUAGUGUGUGCCUUUUUUAUUAUUUAUAAAUUUUAAAUCAAUUAUUUAAAAUUAUUCAUUCCACAGGUUCAUUUUUAAAACAUAAUAACAACAUAUCAGUUGAAAAGCGUUUGACCCGACUAAAUUUUGAGAGAGAUAUCAUGCACGACAGAGACAGUAAAAGUCUACUUAGUGGGAAUCUUUUACUGUCUCUGUCCUGCAUGAUGUCUGUUAAAAUUCAGUAGGAUCAAAGGCUUUCCAAUCGGUAUAAUACACAAUGUUUUUUGUCUUAAGGGACUGUGAUACAAGUUUUACGUCAAAUAAUUGAUUUAAAACAAAAACAAUUUUUUUCAGCACGUUGCAAAUUAGUUUUUCAACUACAGGUGAUGCUGAUAAAAUUUUGUUACCACUAUUAUUAUAUAAACUAACUAUCUAAAGAAAUGUGAAACCAAAGUCGUAAAACUUCUUGAAUCGAAUUUCCUAAUAUACAUAUACAUAUAUAAAUAGUCAAUUAAUGUGAAUGCUUCAGUUGUGCGAGACAGACAGACACGACAUAAAACAAACAAACACUAAUGUAUUAAUUACUAUAAAAAAUUAUUUAUUAUAAAAACAUGUACCUAUACAGUUAUAUAAAGUAUAUAAUAUAAAGUAUUGUUACAUUCCUUUUUAUUUAUUUACUUAGCUUAGUAUAUUUGCACUUGUAUCUUGUAUGCAUUUCAAUAAAAUUUUGUUGCAUUUA